Thamnophis elegans (Western terrestrial garter snake) is the source of this 2945-nucleotide messenger RNA. It is a transcript of the gene MORN1, whose product is annotated as MORN repeat containing 1. The transcript has 14 exons. Lineage: Eukaryota; Metazoa; Chordata; Lepidosauria; Squamata; Natricidae. Bases 20 to 1657 code for a protein of 545 amino acids. The record is from RefSeq and is a predicted model, not a curated record. Gene Ontology annotation, cellular component: cytosol.
UCCUCCUCCACCUUCCGAGAUGGCGGAACCGCGCGGCCGGCAGAAGAGCUUCCGCUACCGGGGCGAAGAGGAGGAGGAUGAGGGUGGAUGGAAGAAGGCCAGGCAGCCGGGAAGCCCCCGCGGGACAAGAGGCCUGCUGGAUUGGAGGAAGCCUGGCCUCGGUUACAAGGCCCUCAAGUUCGGGGGACUACAGCUCCCAGAAUGCCUCCGCUUAGCUACUCGCCCCGCGCGCCGCUCGCCAAGGCGGAGAAAUUACCGCUCGCAGAAUGUCUCAGAGAGUCAAGCUAUAGGUUAUGGACUUUACAUUUACCCCAACACCUUUUUCAAGUACGAAGGACAGUGGAAACGAGGGAAAAAACAUGGACAUGGGAAAUUACUCUUCAAAGAUGGAAGUUAUUACGAAGGUGAAUUUGCAGAUGGAGAAAUUGUUGGCCAUGGACUCAGAUACUGGGCAUCAACGGGGAAUACUUACUCCGGCCAAUUCCUCUUCGGUGAACUUCACGGGCACGGCGUUUUUCAUUAUGGCAACGGUGGCAAAUAUGAAGGAGAAUUCUCCUACGGCAUGCGAGAAGGCCAUGGGUCACUGACGGAAAAGGAUGGAGAGACCUACCAAGGAAGCUUUCAUAACAACAAAAAACACGGAGGAGGAAAAAUGACAUUCCCAAAUGGAGAUAAAUUUGUAGGGGACUGGAUUCUGGAUCAAAGGCAAGGCCAUGGAGUACUUCAAUGCUCGGAUGGAACCGUGUUUGAGGGACAAUGGAGAAACGAUAUGUUCAAUGGACAAGGCUGCAUGAUCCAUUGUUCGGGUGUCAUCUACGACGGCCUCUGGCAUAACGGCUCUCCUCUCGGGCAAGCGAAGACAAUGGUGAUUUUAGGACCAGAGGUGAUCGACCUGAGUCUAGGAUCGGUUCUUACUUUACAAGUCCAGCUUCAGACCGAUAAUGGAGAGGUUUCUAAAAACGAAAAGGGUCGAUUGCUGAAGAUUACGGCUGACAUCAGAAAGAUCACCUCUUCGGAAGGCUGCAGAACCAGCUCCCAGGAAUCGUUGGAGGCAACUGAGAAGCAACCUAUUUUGAAGCACGGGGGUCCGAGUUCCCCUUCGAUGACGGUCGCGUCUUCAAGCCAAGUCUCGCAAGGCGUUCCCUCGGCUGUCAGCAAAUCAGCACACGCCGGGCCCGAAGCGGUACCCUCCCACGAAAAAAAGCUGGGCCUUGAAACAAAGGACAAAGGAAGCCAUGUCUUCGGUUUCCCCCAUCUUCAAAGGAGCAAGCAUGGCCUGGUCUCUUUCAGAAACAUCCCCCUCGCCUCCUUUCUGGUCGAUCCGCACCCUGAUCCACAGACUGGCCAACUGCCUAGAGAAGUUGAAAAGCAAAGUUCCAGGGCCUCCACACAGCAAAUGGAAGCUUCCCCCACUCUUACACCCAGACGUAGCAGAUCAGGAAUGGCCCUUGAAGGACGGAAGUCCAGGGUGAAUGAAAGCUCGCCGAACGUCACACCACCUCCACCAGGCGAAUAUGUAAUUACGGUCCAUGAAGUGACAUCACCUCCGUUUCUAGGCCAACUUCUCCCACCUGUUUUCAAGCUUUUAAGAGUCCUGCCAAGGAAAGAGAUAGUUCUGGGCUCCGGUAAAGACAUCCAGAAAGAUCUUGGCAGUUAAAUGGAGAGGAAAUUGAUGGACCGCAACCAAGCACUCUUCCCCCUCCCCUCCCCGAAACUCUGGGGGAGCUAUACUGUAUAUAUAUAUGCCCUUCGCUGGGAAUUAUUCAUCUAAUUUCACCUCUCCAUAAUGUUUUCUCCAAGAGGAUCAUCAGCAUGGGAACCAAACAGCAAAAGAAAUGAAAACCCACCCAUCUGCUUUUGUCGUUUCUUCCAGCCCACCUCAAUUCCGAUGAACUCUAGAUAAAUUUAAUUUUCCCUUCGGCGGAGGCCAAGCCAUCAGUCCUGCUGGCCUCGACCACAUCGCGUCUCUCUAAAUCAAAAUGGACUUUGCGCCUUCGACGACAACAACAACAACAACUAAAAAAAAAGAUGAACGCCACGCAAGCGAGGGAGGUUUUUUUUUUGCAAUAGUUCGCCGAGAUGUCCCUGGAUGAAUCAGCCGGGUCAUCUUAAAUGGCCGAAAAAUCACGCUGCAAAUUAUAUUUAUAACGGCGGGACUCGUUUGGCGGAGGGUCCGUUUAUGAUUGGACCGCUUGGCUUCGCGUUUGUUAGAAAGGAACUCUUCUCCCACCAGUACAUUAAGAAAUAAAAGAGAAGGCAUUUAAAAUUCGCCCACUGCAAGCAGGAAAACGGAAAAGCGUUGAUUAUUUGCAAAUAAAGCUUUAGCAGCACAGGCCGGGCAAGGAGCAAAGCUUGAAAGAGGGGAGGAGGAAGAGGGAGUGAAUCUGUUGGAAAAACAGUUCUGACUGGUGGCAAACUGGGAUUGGAGGCGCAGUGUGAUCCACCCUGGGGGUGGAUCCAUCCUGAGGGCAUCUUUCCCCCAGAAUGCCUUUGGCAUCACUGACUAGGUGAAUGAUUCAGAGGUGAAAUCAACUUACCUUCGCUACUGGUUUGGGCAAUGUGAGCACGUGCUCGCCACCUCCGCGCAUACACAGGACCUUUGAUUUCCGACGAUCAGUUGUGACGCACAAUUAAAAUUCGCUAGAAAGUAGUAAAUCCCACGAUUCUAACUAAUACAAAUUGUGUGUCACGGCUGAUUGUCAGAAAUAUUGGUUCGCCCGAACUGGUAGCAAUUAUUAUUAUUUUUUACUAUCGGUUCUAGCAAACCGGUAGCAUUUUUGCUACCGGUUCGGGUGAAUCAAUCCGAACCGGUACCAUUUCACCCUUGAUCUCUUUGAAGGGUGGCGUUCUUUUGGAAGCCCUGCGUCCUUCAUGAGUCAGACUCCACCCUUCCUUCCCUCUUCUUUUUUCCUUCCACCCCUCCCUUCCUUCCCUCUUGGGUUUUC